Messenger RNA from Asparagus officinalis (garden asparagus), 937 nucleotides. Its product is annotated as protein TIFY 3-like. Gene Ontology annotation, cellular component: nucleus. The record is from RefSeq and is a predicted model, not a curated record. The transcript is spliced from 5 exons. The coding region runs from base 178 to 645 and encodes 155 amino acids. Gene Ontology annotation, biological process: regulation of jasmonic acid mediated signaling pathway; regulation of defense response; response to wounding. NCBI's taxonomy places the organism in Eukaryota, Viridiplantae, Streptophyta, Magnoliopsida, Asparagales, Asparagaceae.
AAACUCUCUUCCUUUAUUAGUCUCUUUCCUUCUUCCUCAAAACUUCAGCAAGCAAACAACUCAAAUACUUCAAUGAAUAAGCAUCAAGUACAAUUAACUUUAUAGUAAUCCCAACAUCCCUAAUCCAAAUCAAAAUCAAAACUGUAGAGGGGAAAAAAAAAACCCAAUUGGGUCUUAAUGGAUCUCUCAGAAUCUCAAACCAAAGCUGAAGCUGAGAUGAAGAACGCUGAGCCUGAAGAUACUGAGAACAACAACAGGUCUUCUCCUUCUUCAAUGCCUGCUGCUGGAGCUCAGCUGACCAUCUUCUACAAUGGAUCUAUUAGCGUCUAUGAUGGAGUCACUCCUGAAAAGGCUCAGGCAAUCAUGUUGAUUGCAGCAGCAGCCUCUGCAGUCUCUUCAGCAGCGACCAAUGCUGGUGGUGCACUGAGGAGGUCUUUGUCUCAGCAGAGCUCUUCAGCUGCUAAUACUAAUGCUGGUUCUCUUUGCAAACUGCAAGCUGCUAUGCCAAUUGCAAGGAGGCAGUCGCUUCAGCAGUUCUUGGAGAAGCGUCGCAGCAGGUUGGUGAGCAAAGCUCCAUAUGCGCCAGCUAAGAAACCUGAAGAAGACAUCAAGGUGGGUGUUGACAAUAAGCCUCAAGCCAGCUAAGAGAGUGUUUUGUAUCUACAUUAUAUUGUAGCCUGCACAAUGCGAUGUCACAACUUAACUAGCCCUCUUAAUUGUGGUUUGAUUGAAUUACAUGUUAGUUGUCGCGAACUCAGACAUGCGAUGGAAAUUGUUCUUGCUAUGUAGGUUGCUACCAUGUCUGUGUUUAAUUAAGCUUUUAAAGGCUCAAGAUCGAACAAUUACCAGAACCUAGUUUUUUUUAAUGUGUUUGUAUGUAGUUAUUUUGGUCGCUACUGUUUGCGUUCAGUUUUCAAAUAUGAAUGGAUUAUUAAUG